AAAAUGAACAUAACCAACUUUUAUCUUGAUUCAACAUAAUCGACGUGGAUUUAAGGAGAACAAAUUGGGAAAAAAUUACUUUCCUCUAUUGUGAAUUUAUAUCAUUUCAAAUGUAAUUAACAUAUAUAUGAGUAAUAAAUUUUGUGGAAUAAUCAAUUGUAAAAAUUAACCUACACUACUAUAAAAUACUAUACUAUUACUAUACUAUACUAUACCACAGAAACAAUUUGUUUGUUAAAGGUGAAUAUAUUUAAAAGAUUAUGUUCAUAUCAACAAGACAAAGAUGAUACAAAAAUGAUCGUGAAUUGAAAAGAUUAUUUCAAGAAAUAGUAAAUUCAAUCAAGAAAAAGUCGAUGAAUACGUUGCCAGCAAAUAGAACAUUGAACACAUUCAAUGGUAAUAAUGCUAGACGUUCAAGUAUCUCAGCAAUACGUUAUGCUCGAUCGACAUCAUUGUAUUUUCCUAAUACAGAUACAGAUGAAGAAAGUCGUAGUCAAUUACUUACAAGUGAAAGUAUUGCAGAAACACGUAGAGCUGAAACAAUGAAUCGAUUAAAUCGUAUCGAUGUUAAAAGUGAAGGAUCUAGGAAUUUAACAAAUCCAUUAUUUGAUAGUAUGAGCAGUAUAGACCAACCAUGGUUACGUGGUUAUGGUCAAACUGUUGUGUUAUCUCCACCAAAAAUUAAUUUACCUAUUCAACAACAAAAUUCACACCAAUCACAACAACCAUCCUCCAUGGAACACGAUACCGCUAGUACCAUUCAAGAUAUGCAACAUUCAAUACGCUUACCUACGCCUAGAAGUCCUAAUAUAAUGCAUGGAGGUUAUGGUGCCCUGCCACCUUUACAUUAUGGUACAUCGAUAAGAGAUGGUUACGCAAGCAGUAGUGGAGGUGUUGGAAUUGGGGCAGGAGGAAUUGGCAGUGGAAUUGGGAGUGGUAGGAAAAACAACAAAAAGAAGUUAUCUUGUUUAUCUUGUCUACAUGGAACUAAUAAACUUGAAUCGUCAACAAAUUUCUAUUCAUCAUCUGAUGACUUAAACUUAAUAGAUGACCUAAAUAAAUCAGAUGGACAUGAAGUGAAUAAACGAGAACAACAACAAAAUCCAUAUAUUAUCUGUUUGUCGAUUGUCUUCGCUUUGAUGGACAUUCUUUUAUUGAUCGGGUUAACUUUACUGAUAUUCUUUUUCAACUGUUCUGCUGAUGGAUGGUUGUACACAGACCCUAGAAUUCGAUCAAUUUGUGUUACUUUAUGGGCUGAUUGGAUACCUUUGUAUCAAAGAAAGUUUCAAUGUCCUGAUAUACCACCCGGUUAUGCAGAUAGUAUUAUUAGUAGUAGCGGUGUUAGUAAUCUCGGUAAUAUUGGUGAGUCAAAUCUUAAUCUGAAACCUCUAUUGGAACGUAUGAAUAUGCUUAGUAAACAACAACAAACUGCUGUAUCAUCAUCGUCCUACCCUACAUUAACCACACCUAAUCCAUUAUCUCAACUAUCACAAUAUCAAUCAAAAUGGAAUAUUUAUGAUGUAAAAAGAAUUAAUCCAGAAUUUUGGGAUGGUGAUCUAGGAUUAAUGAUUCCACCAAAAUUAAUUAUUCCUUCUAUGGAACAACAAUUAUAUGGACCGAGAGAUACUGUUAAACAAUUAUAUGGUCGUAAUUAUCCAACUGAUAAACAAUUUAUACAAGGAAUUAAAAAUGAUCAUCAAUGGUUACAAUUUCCACAAUCACAAACUGAUCUUUAUCAUCAUAUGACAAUUAGUUCAAUUGUUACCUGUUCAAUAAUUAUACCGUUAAUACUAAUUUGUUUCUCAGAAAUCACUUUCUAUUUCUUCAACUGUUGUCAAACGUGCCUAACAAAAACUAAUUCAAAACUGUGGGGUACUAUGAAAUUUAUUGGUCAAAUUUAUCGUCUAUUCAUUACUUACAUUUUUGGCCUUCUUACAACAAUGCUUUUAGUCUGGUUAAUUAAAGUUUCUGUUGGACGUCUUCGACCAGAUUUUAUUCAAAUAUGUCGUCCAUCUGAAAAUGUUUGUCCUAAAUGGUAUAGAAUAAUACAAAAAACACGUCAAUCUACAGAUGAACGCAGUGCAAUUGAAUCAGAUCCACAACUAUUAGAUUUAAUUGUUGCACAAUUAGCUAAGCAAGGUAAAUAUUUAGUUACAGUAGCUACAACACCUUCUCCGGAAUCAUCAACUGGUCACUUAUCAGAUGGAUUAUUUACAAAUGCAGAUUGUAUGGAGAAUAAUAUUUUAAAACUUAAAGAGGCUAGAACGUCAUUUCCUUCACUGGGAGCAGCUGUUUCGAUGUAUGCAGCAAUUUUUGUAACAGUCUAUAUUACUGCAUUAAUGAAAAAUUUUCGAGAUGCCUGUCUUUGCAUUCCAUUCUUAUCAUUGCUUGGUGUUAGUCUAAUUGCUCUAAUCCUUGGUGUCAAUAGAGCGAUUUACAGAAAUAACUGGUUUGAAGAUAUUUUAGCCGGUUGGAUUAUCGGUAUUUGUAUAGCCAUAUACGUUUGUUUUAAAGUUUUAUACAAUCGUGACAAAUUGAAUGAUUUAACUAAUUAUGAUUUAAAUCGUCGUUUGCAUAGAAUUCAAACUUUAAUUCAAACUCAUCAUGAUUAUAAACAAUCUGAGUUAAAAAUGAUGAAAUAUUUGUGAUAUUCAUACAGGUAAGUAACACUAGUGAUAACAACGAAAGAAUUUUCAAAGGAAAAAAAUUCUAAGAAUAAAUAAAAAUAUUGAAAAGUUGAAUUAUAUCACACUUUUUAAAUGAGCCAAGUAACAAUAAUCAAUAAUUUGUUACAUAGUUUCUAAGCAAACUUUUAGUUUUAUUAAUAACCAGUUUUUUGUUGUUUUUUUUUAUUAUAAAAAAAGUAUGUUCCUGUUGAGUUUUCCAUUCUUUGUCUCUUUUCCUUCUUUUUUUUUGUUUUUAUUGAAGAAAAAGCAGUACAUACUGCUAUGGUUUUAUUAUUUCUUCUCUUUAAAUUAAUGAUGAUUCAGUUGUUUGGAAUCUUAUCUAAAAAUGAACAAUUUUUUUUGUUUUUCAUUUAGGAAUUAUUUAUAUUGUUGAUAAUCAUUUGAAUGACUACUUUUACAUUAUGUUUAAUGAUGAUAUGGGUAAAUUGUGAUUUUUAAUUAUAAUAAUAAAACAAAACAAAAUAAACAUUUAUUAUGAAAAUAUGUAAAUGUGAUUUUAUAUUAUUUUAGCUUAAUAGUAAUGAGGUAAUAAUAUUGAUAUAAUGAGUUUAAUUAGACUGAUAUAUCUUGCGGAUUGAACGCUAUAUUCGUUUCCUAAGCUCUUCUGU
Schistosoma haematobium is the source of this 3295-nucleotide messenger RNA. RefSeq lists its product as uncharacterized. The record is from RefSeq and is a predicted model, not a curated record. The transcript has 12 exons. Gene Ontology annotation, biological process: signal transduction; phospholipid metabolic process; phospholipid dephosphorylation. Bases 354 to 2648 code for a protein of 764 amino acids. Gene Ontology annotation, molecular function: phosphatidate phosphatase activity. NCBI's taxonomy places the organism in Eukaryota, Metazoa, Platyhelminthes, Trematoda, Strigeidida, Schistosomatidae.